GCACUGCUGCUGUCUGCGGUCACGUCAGACAAGCUACAACCACAACCAAGAGAAAGAGCUGAGAGAGGAGCACCAAACGAAGAGACCGCGAGAGGGAGUGGGACAAGCCUAACAGCUUCGAUAAGAAUAGGCCAGGGACGAGGCCAUCGACGACGGAGAACGAGGUUAGACAGAGAGGGAAGUGUAAGCUCGCCCGAAGACGGAAAGAGAGACAGUGUCGUCGUCGUUUCUCCCUUGCUCUUUGUCGAGCACUUGCUUCGUUGACGGCUGGAACAAAAAGUGCGGCUACGCUCGUGCGUGCCUUAAGGCUUCCAACCGAGAUGUCGGAAAAGAGCUCGGAUGGCGCUGGUGACGAGCGACAAGCCACGGCGGCGGGCGCUGCUGCUGCUGCUGCUGCUGCGGGAACCCCAGCAGCAGGCAUCGUAAGUCAGCAGCAGCUGCGUCCACUGCCUCGACACUCGCUCUACAACACGAAGCCGUCCUCCUCACCUACGGCCGCCAGAACCGGCGGCAGCGAGAGCGAGAGCGACAUCCACGAGAAAACGCAACGGGAUCAGCAGCAGCAGCAGCAGCAGCACCAGGAUCAGGAUCAGGAUCAGUAUCAGUCAGGGUCCGACGAAGUAAGCACCGGCGGUGUGCCCCCCGCUGCCGCGGAUCAAUCGGAAGCAGCAGCAUCAGGAGCAACGGAGGAGGAAGAGGAGCAGAUAGUGAUCCACCUACAGCUCAUACCCUGCUCGGCGUGCGCGGCGAGCGCUAGCCUCGCCCACUGCCUUACCGCCAGGGACAGGAACGGGGACCACCACACGCCCAGGCUCAGGGUCGUGAAGGGCAAGGCGCUUCGGAAGCGGUCGAAGGCCCUCCUGCUUCCAGGGGAGAGGGAGCCUCCGUUGGGUGCGGAGGACGGCUCGAUGGAAGACCUCCCGCUGACGCCCGAGAAUAUGUCGCUGCUGUUCCGUGUCCCGUGUGAGCUGUGCACGACCCUGGCAAUGUGCGCAAACAGACACCACUCCGAAAACGUACGAACGCUCGCAGACAUGGUGAAAGUGCCUCCGGGUACCGGGGGUGUCGAGAACACGGGUAGCCACCAUGGUGCUGGUGCCCAUGGUUCUAUUGGGAGCGUGAAAGAAGAGGAGCUCGGCGGAGAGGGAGGAGAGAGAGAUGGAGGCGCGGUGGGGGUAGCAGCAGAAGCGGCAGCAGCAGCAGUGGCAGCAGCAGCAGCAGCAGCGGCGGCAGGGGCGCCGCGCACGCUCCAGCGCCGGACCCGGGCGCGACGCAGGGUGUUGGAGGUGGAAGGCAAACGGGUGAUGAUGCCCAACAUGAUCUCCAUCUGCGAUGGAGUGGUGCUCUCCCUCUACCUGGCUCCGAUCUCGAUCUUCAGCGAGCGCCGUGAGGACGUGCCUGGGGACUUGGAGAUCAACGAGAGCAUGGGGAACAUGUCGAGGGGCGGCUAUCACUUCGCUAGGAUGCCUUCUGUUACCAUCGCCAACGUGCUCAAGCUCAGGGCUCUGCGGGACGUGAUAUCGUGGAAGCACAACGGAACAAAGACCAUCCACAGGAUAGUGGCCGCCAAGGUGCUUAGCGUCUGGGAGAGGCAUCACCCUGGUGAGGCGAGGCAGCUGGACAAGCUCCUGCGAGACGGCGACGUCGACAAAGACCUGAUCUUCCAGGUGGGGAACGCGGGCCCUACGGCGGUGUACAAGGCUUCCGAGUUGCGGUUGGUCUACGCCCGCCGGGCCUCGGAAGCCCCGCUCCUCAUCGCCGGCUUCAAGAAAGAGCAGCUCGAAGCCUCGACGGCCGAGGGCGGGGAGCAGUUCUACGCGGACGACCUCGACGAGGCAGGCGAAGAAGAAGUUUCGGACGCAGAAGAGGGGGAGGAAGAAGCUGCCGCUGACGCGGUGGCCGCGGGGAUGGGCAGGGGAAAGCGCGCUCUUAGCAGCAGCAGCGACGCAGCAGCGGGAAGGGGAGAUUGUUCCGUCCCUACCGGGAAACGAGCGUACAAGCGGAAAAGUGUUGACGGCGGUUCCCCCCUCUCGCCCCCGCCGCCGACGCCCGCUCGCUCGUCUUCUGCUUCGCCGAGACCGAGGAAGCGUCGGCGGAGCAGGGUCAAGGAGGUCGUGGCCAGCGACGGCAAGUGUUACACCCUGCCGCUGUGCGUCCGCGAGAAGGGCAAGAAGCUCAACCUCUACGUCUCGCUGCGGGCCCACAGGGUGGACGGGGACUCGCUCUUCACGGACCCCUCGGCGGAGAACGCGCCGUUGCAGAGGCCGUACGGCCGGGCGGACAUAACCCGCGAGAACUUGCUCGCACUGAGAGCGGUUCGGGACCUGGUGUAUCGCAGCCCCACAGUACACCCGAUCAUCGCGGCGGACGCCUUCGAGAUCUGGGAGAACGUGCACGCCGCCGAGACCCCGCGCCCGGACGACGACACCGUGGUCAUCUCUGGCGCGAGGACGGCCGACAGCAACUUCGUCCCGCAGGAAAAGUUUACGGUCGGAGAGCUCCGGAGGCUCCGGGGCGUGGAGAGGCGCAAGGCGGUCGACGACCUGCUUGAUGGCAUGCUUCGGUCGCCGUCUGUCAUGGCCGGCGAGCUCGAGGAGGCCACCCCAACACCCGCCGCCGCCGCCGCCGCCGCGGCGGUAGAAGAAAAUGCCAAGAUGUCGGCAGCGGGGACAACAAUCAAGAACCGAGCGGGGGGCGAGCAGCCGGUGGCGAUACCACCACCGACGACAGCAGCAAGGAAAGCCACUCCUCUNGGAGGAGGAGGCCGGGGAAGAGGCGGGGGGUCGUCGUCGUCGUCGUCGUCGUCCGCUUCAAAGAAGAUGAAGAUUUCGCGGCAGAAACUAAGUGCUGGUGCCGGUGGUGGCGGUGGUGCUGCGGCGGCGGCCGUGCCCGCCCACGAGAUGCCCGUUACGGCGGUCUCAUCCUGCUCGUACUCGUCAUCGUCGUCUGUGUCUUCCUCGCCGGGGGUCGGUAGCGGUAGGGCAGCGACGCGGGCGUCGAAGAGGAAGAAGGCGUCGAAGCUGGAGGAUGAAGACGAGGAGAAAGACGAAGAGGAGGAGGAGGAGGAGGAGGAGGAGGAGGAGGAAGCUGGUGGCACCUCCGGCGCCACGGGCAGGCCGGCGGUAGGAGGCGGGGCGGCGGCGGCGGUAGUGGGGAGGGGCUCGAAGCGACUGUCUCCCGGCCGAGUGGAGGAAGAAGGCUGGGGAGCCGCUACCGACGCCGGUGCGGCCGACCCGUACCCGUUCUACCGCCAGGGGAAGAAGCCCGCGGAUGUGAAGGGCAGACGGAAGGGUGACUGGCGGAUGGACGGCGGCGGCAAGGAAGACGACGACAGCGACGACGACAGCGAACCAGAGGAGGAGGAGGAGGCGGUCGCGACCGCCGGGGGAGAGCAGCAGCGGCGGCAGGGACGGGGUGGUGGCGGCGGCGGCGGCGGCGGCGGGGGGGGCGGCUCGCCGGACAGCCUCGCCGGCGUGCGGAGGGACAGCUGGCUGCAGGCGGUCCACGAGAACGACAGGCAUCUCAAGCUGGAGCUGGAGCGGUUGCGAAAGGAGAAGACCAGGGUCAAGGAGGCUCACCUCGCCCGGAACGUAGAGCUCAUGAAGUGGAUGGUGCAGGAGCAGUCCGGUAUGCACGGCGGGAGCGCCGGCCCCCCGCCUCGGCGGUGAUUAGCUAGUUUUCGGAUGACUGGAUGAUGUUGUUGACGUCGCCUUCGCCCCCCGUCAACAGCAGCGCACUCAGAUGGACGGAAAAAGGAAAGCGACAACGCCAUAAUUUUUUCCUUCGUUCUUUGUUGGAGCAACCGAGAGGGCGCCCUGCUUAAUGUGUCCCAUCCGUACAUUUACAACUAGUAUUGUUGAUAGGGAAGACGCCCUUCGAUUUGUUAAUGGUGCCUUGGUUUAGGCAGCGGAGCCGUGACUCUCGGUCGUCGCUUGCGGUUGGCAAUCGUCGAGGGCGUUCUUUGAGUAGUCCAUCGAGAGGGUUGGGGGUUACUUGGUGGCAAAAGUUUUUCCGGCGUGUUGAUGAUGCUGAGCAGACCCGCCUUGCUCGUGGCGGUGCGGGGAGAGAGUGAGGGAGACAAGAGGGGUUUUGUGGACAAGGAGAGAGGGAUUGUAAAAAUCAAGAACUUUUUUAAGAGAGCUGUGUUUUUCAACAAGGGGACCGCGCUGAAUCGUCCCACGGUUGCUCGGAUAGCCCCGCUAGAAAUGAGAACCGUUUGUCGUUUGUCUUCGACAGGCACGGUAAGACAACACUUUGUAACGGUGCACGAAAAGAAUGGGCGCCCGCCAGCACCUGCUACCCAGGUUAUAUCUUGGCACUCGAGGGGGGCGGGCGGGGUGCCUGACUAGAACUUGGCCAGAGGGUCAAUGAAUUGUCGAGUAGUUUGGUUUGCAGAGCGAAACGUCGGUGACUUCUUCCCCGUCGUUGUUGAGGAGAAUUGAGCUUCCAAUCCCAUUGUUAGGGGGGGGGCGGGGGCAAUCAGGCUUGAUGCGUUUGCGGAGGCGUCCUCCUGUGCCGUGGAUUUUACGUGUGAUGAACCCAUGCAUGUUUGUCUAGACGUUUUUUGUGUACAAGAAAGACUGACCGUGGCCGUACGCAACAUUUUCUUGGUGUGUGUUAGUUAAGCUGUGAGUGAUGGCCUCGGAAACUUGGGGUCUCAGCUCAGUACCAGGCAGAUGUCGCGGCAGGGAACAAGUAGAUCUGGAUCGUGGAACGUGUGUCCCCACGCCGCGACGCUCUAUGGCGAUUCCAACCGCUCGUUCAUGCUAGAGGAGAGCUAUACAUAGUGGCCGGUCCGGUCAAGCGUUUCUUCGCUUCUUUUUUUUUUUUGUCGCUCAAAGAACACGACGAGAAGCGCGCUUGUUUUAGCGUCUCGACAGAGCAGAGCGGUGGGUGCGUGGUCAUGAUGCUAGUGCGUCGACGGAAGAGGGGGAGUCUUCGGGCUGUUGGGUAUGCAUGGUACUCGUUCUUGGUCGGAUUCGUUGCCAAAACGAAUCUUGUUAGUAGUGGAUUGGGUUGGGUCAGUAGCGUUCUCGAAGGUAAACGGUUCACCCACUUCCUUGUUAUCGUUCUCGUCAGUACACCAUCCAGCUCUUGCCUUUCGUGUUGCGCUGGAUUUUUUUUUUUUUUUAACCGAUGUCAGCUGUUUUGCUGUGCGUCCAUGUAGGUUUCAUUUGUCGACUCUUUUCGAGUUGGUCUGCGGCCAGCUGCCGAGCCUCUUCAUGGCACGGCAGCGGGGGGGCCUCAGUAAAACGUCCGUUGAGCAGCGCCGAUGGGCCUGUGUAAUAGCGCCGGUGAAAUUGCUCGGCACCAACUGAACCACCGACAAGUUAUUCUGUACUCUGCAUUGCGCCGCUCCCUCUGAACGGCACCGGUCGAUUCGCCGGGGCACCUGCAUUGCAACUCCCUACUGUCUGUAGGGAUCAUCGUUGCACGGGUCGAUUUCGAAAUCUACGCGAGUUCCAGUUGCAUGCGUUCUGGUACAUAUAAGAUGUUACGGUGAUUUUGCUUCAGCCACGAUCGGACUCAAUCAUUUCAUUUCCGGACGUUGUGGGAUAGUAAUCACAUCUGCUUUUGCCGUGUAUUGUCGUCGUGCAACGUAUGCGGCUGGGCUGUAUCGAGAUAGACGGG
Ectocarpus sp. CCAP 1310/34 is the source of this 5631-nucleotide messenger RNA. The record is from the annotation of a GenBank genome assembly. NCBI's taxonomy places the organism in Eukaryota, Phaeophyceae, Ectocarpales, Ectocarpaceae.